AUGAGACGGGGUUUUGCUUUUGCCUCAGAGCUGUCCUUCUUGUUGGAGCCCAGUGAUGUGAUCGCAGUACGGGACAGGCCGCUCCUGUUGGACUGCCUGGUCCAAGGAGAUGAGCCCAUAAUGUUGACGUGGAGGAGGAAUGGUGUGGCCGUCCCCAUCAGUCCCAGAGUCCAAGUCCUGGAAAACGGCACGUUGUUCAUCCAGAACUUUCAGAAACGGAAAGAAGGCAGCGACUCGGAUGUGGGCGAGUACGAGUGUGCUGCUCAAAACAGAUAUGGCUUGCUGGUCAGUCGCAAAGCCAAAGUCCAAAUGGCAUCUCUGCCAAAGUUCCACACUCACCCAGUGUCCAUGAAGGUGGACGAGGGAGGAGUGGCCCGCUUUCAGUGUCAGAUUAACGGGGUACCUGAAGCCAACAUCACCUGGGAGAGAGACAGAGCCGCACUCAACACCUCGGACAAAAGGUACACUCUCCUCCCAAUGGGCAUCCUGCAGGUGACCGGAGUGCGGCAGGCUGACACUGGUGUGUUUCGAUGUGUGGCCACUAACAUCGCUAACACCCGCUACAGCCACAACGCUACCCUCAACAUCUCUGGCCCAGGUAUAAAAACAUACAAGGAGCCCGUCAUCUUAUCUGGACCUCAGAACCUGACCCUGACUGUCCAUCAGACCGCCAUCUUGGAGUGCAUAGCCACAGGAAACCCAAAGCCCAUAGUUUCCUGGAGCAGGCUCGAUGGACGGUCUAUUGGAGUGGAGGGCAUACAGGUUCUCGGAACAGGGAACCUAAUGAUUUCAGACGUGUCUCUGCAACAUUCGGGCGUGUAUGUGUGCGCUGCCAACCGACCUGGCACCAGGAUGAGACGAACUGCCUUGGGAAGACUGGUGGUACAAGCUCCUCCAGAAUUCCUGCAAUGGCCACAGUCUGUGUCCAAACCAGCAGGGGGCAGUGCUGUGUUCACAUGUGUUGCUCAGGGUGUCCCAGAGCCUCACCUCAUAUGGCUGAAGAAUGGCAAAGUGCUUGUCCCUGGAAACAAUGUGAAACUGACUAACAACAACAGUACACUGGCAUUAACCCGCAUCAGCUCGGAAGACGAAGCCAUUUACCAGUGCAUUGCUGAAAACGGCGCCGGCACAAACCAGGCCAGCGCUCGUCUGGCCGUCGCUCAGGCUAAAGACCUCCCGGCUGCCCCACAGAGCCUCACCGCCAGCGCCCUGUCCGGCAACACCAUCCAACUCACGUGGGACCAGCCUCCAGCCGCCAUCACCGACGGCAUCAUCGGAUACGUUCUGCACAUCCGCAAGAUGGGAGAACCAGACAACAUGGAGCUUCAAGAGGCCAUAAGCAAAGGCAACUUUCAACAUGAUUUGACGAACCUGGAACCAGCUACCACCUACUCCAUCUACCUCAAGGCCUACUCUCCUAUGGGAGCCAGUGACCAGUCCAACACCGUGGUGGCUACUACACUGGGAGGAGUGCCCGACGCUCCAACAUACUUCACUAAAGUGGUGAACUCUACUGCUGUGCAAGUGCUAUGGCAGCUCCCCUCUAAGCCAGGCAAGAUUGAGGGCUUCCGGCUGUACUACCGCAGAGUCCCAAGUGCCGACUUUCAGGGGCCCAUCCAAACAGACUUCCAUGUUAAUGUCUUUACCAUCAUCAACUUGGAAGGUGAGGCGGUGUAUGAAAUCAAACUGGUGGCUUACAACGGGAACGGAGAGAGUGACAGCUCCAAAAGACUGGUGUCACUGGCAGAGGAAGUACCCAGUGCCAAAACUACUGGGUGUCAGUGUCGCGAGGGAGAUGCCUCUCUGGGCAGUGUUGUCAUCGGCAUUCACAUUGGCACUGCCUGCAUUAUCUUCUGUGUUCUCUUCCUCAUGUUUGGAUACCGCCACAGCUUGUUUUGCAAUAAAGGAACCCAAGACAGCUGGGCUGUUCCCAGAGAAAAUCUGAAUGGCAUUCAUAAAGAUCGAGCUAAUUCUUCAAAACUCGAGUCACAACCUCAGGCGGCACAAUGUCAGGUGGUUAUAGAGCAAAGCGCAGCUGGUUUUCCAGGCACUGGGUAA
Messenger RNA from Knipowitschia caucasica, 2058 nucleotides. The record is from the annotation of a GenBank genome assembly. NCBI's taxonomy places the organism in Eukaryota, Metazoa, Chordata, Actinopteri, Gobiiformes, Gobiidae.